Staurois parvus is the source of this 604-nucleotide messenger RNA. The record is from the annotation of a GenBank genome assembly. NCBI's taxonomy places the organism in Eukaryota, Metazoa, Chordata, Amphibia, Anura, Ranidae.
CUAGAGACCCCCACUGCUUUUUCUCCAUCGCUCCCCACUCUCCGCUAUCACACAUGGCACCCAGCCCUCCUCCCCCUCCUCACUCACACUUCCCAGAUGGAUUACAGCCUCAUAGGUUCUGACAAGAAGAUCUCUUCUCCUUGCUCUCAUCUUGCACCGUGUCCCAUGGGCUGGAGGCUGCCGGGCUGCCCCACUCUUUUCCUCUCCAUGUCCUGCCUCUGGAUGACAGUUAUGGCCUCCUACACCAAGCACAACGUUCAGAUACCGGACCUGUCUCCUCUGUGGCCUCCACACUAUCAGUAUUUCACAGACGGUAAUCGUCUCCCAGUCAUCUCCGGAGGCACCUGUCGGGUGGUGUCUGCCCAUCGCUGCUGCAACAGGAACCGUAUUGAGGAGCGCUCACAGACGGUGCAAUGUUCCUGCCUGCCUGGGAAGGUGGCUGGGACAACCAGGGACAAACCAUCCUGUGUGGACGCUUCCAUAGUGAUGGGGAAAUGGUGGUGCGACAUGGAGCCCUGCCUGCAGGAGGAAGAAUGUCAGACGCUGCCUGACAACUCCGGAUGGAUCUGUUUUCCAGGGAGGACGCAUCAAGACCACUAAGGUU